Fukomys damarensis (Damara mole-rat) is the source of this 2823-nucleotide messenger RNA. It is a transcript of the gene Lrrc43, whose product is annotated as leucine rich repeat containing 43. Lineage: Eukaryota; Metazoa; Chordata; Mammalia; Rodentia; Bathyergidae. The record is from RefSeq and is a predicted model, not a curated record. The coding region runs from base 865 to 2823 and encodes 652 amino acids. The transcript has 11 exons.
UCUUCAUAGCAGCGUUAUUCAUAAUAGCCCAAAAGUGGAAGCGAUGUAGAUGUCCACUUAGUGAUGGAUAAAUGUGGUCUGUCAUGCAGUGGAAUAUUACACAGCCAAGAAAAUGAAUGGAGUACUGGCUUCCUACCACAUAAGUGAGUCUCAAAGUCAUUAUCCUAAAUGAAAGAAGGCAGACAAAAGAGCAACUGUGUGUGAUUCCACUGACACGGAAUGCCAGUCUAAUCCCUAGGCAGUGUAUUAAUGAUAGUCAGAGGCUAAGUAGAUGAGAGAAUGGGGUUUGAUUGCUUAUAUAGCCAUAGAGUCCCUUGUAGGUUGAGGAAAAUGUAAAAAAAAAAAAAAAAGAAAGGAGUUCAGUGAUAGUUGCAUUGUGAAUAUACUAAAAACUGCAUUGUAUACUUCGAAUGGAUGGGUUUUCUGAUACGGAAAUUAUCUCUCUAGGCAUGCUGUCUUUGCCGAGUCCACAUAACACUGCCCGCACCGAGUUUUGGAUCAGCUGCUCUGAAACAGGCCGCGCAGGCGACAGUGGUGAACCCCAGAGAGAGCCACGCUGGGAUCCCUCGUCGGAGUCUUAAGGUCUGUGGCUGUGGGCUCAUUGCUCCUUUCUAGAUCUGCGGAUACUUAACCACGGAGGCCCUGGGAGGAAAAAAAGAAAUGGGAUCAGGUGUUCAAAUCGUGCUGGGUGCUGCAGCAGCAAGAACCAUCAGUCUGCGGGACUCCGCAUGUGACCAAUGAGACCACUGUCAAGGGAGCGUUGGAGACCACCCAGCGGGUCUGCCGGCUGGAGCCCGCAACGGCCCUAGUGCGCAGGCGCCUGUGUCUGCGGUUGCCUAGCAGCGCAGGGUAGCGUUGGGCAGCAUGGCGGCCAGUGCCGGGAGUGAGAGCCAGAGCGGGAGCGGAAGCGCGCCCGGCACCGUGAGCGCGGUCGUGAGCGAGCACCUGCGGCGGCUGGGUCUGCGCGAGUUCCCGUGCGGCACAGGCAGCUGGAACCGAUCCCGCUUCCUUCCACCCACUCGGCGAGCCUGGAAGGAACUGGUGCCCGGAGAGGUGGCCAUGGGUCCUGAGGAGGAGCCAGUGGAGGCCCUGCUGGGCCUGGUGCGCAGCCCUCAGUCGCCCUGGGCUCUGCCUGAGGACUCCAGUGCUGAGGACCAGUUCCUGCGAGAGCUGGCCAUCCAGAGCCCGCUGAUGAUCAGAGAUACCUUCUUCUACUCCUACUUCCGGUCCCUGCGGGUGGUGGACAAGCAGGUGAGCCAGGUGGACAGAGACCUCCUGAAGUUCCUGAAGUUGGAGGAGCUGGUGCUGAGCGCCAACCGGAUCAAGGAAGUCGAUGCCGCCAACCUGCCCCCCACACUCAAGGUGCUGGAGCUGUAUGGCAACGAGCUGGGCAGCGCGGAGUGUCUGUGUGCGCACCCGCCACCUGGCCUGCAGCACCUGGGCUUGGGCCAGAACCAGCUGUGUGGCCCCUCGGAGUGCCUCUACGUCACUGCCAGCCACUGGCGCGGCCCUCUCCCCUCAGACCUCUUGCCGCAGGAGGCGCAGCUGCUGGUGACCCUCGGGAACAUCAGGGGCGUCGUGGACUCCUCGGUCUUGGACCCCGAGCCGGGGCCCGAAGGCCCGUUUGUCGCCUACAGCUACUAUGUGACCUACGACUUCCUGGAGGAGGAGGAGGAGGAGGAGCAGGCGCGGGAGCGGGGCGAGGCCAGCGAGUACGGCGGGGUCCUGGCCAAGAUCGUGAAGCCUGCGUCCAGCACGGAGCUGCUCGGGGAGGAGCCCGCCGAGGACGCGGCCGAGGAGUCCCUGGAGUCGACGACCAUCCCCUCCUCAUCUGCCCCCAGGACGGUCCUCUUCAGCACAGACCACAAGCCUUGGGCCGACGUCAUUGCCUGCAGCUACGAGGCACAGCACAGCAUCCGGGACCUAGGGUCACUGAAGGCCUUCCUGCUGGCCGGGACCACAGUGACCAUCGUGGAGGAGAAGAUCCUCUCUUGGCCUGCGGUGACCCCUCCUGGUGACAGUCCCCUGGCAGCCAAGAAAGGAAAAGGAGAGAAUGAAAAGAAGAAGAAGGGAAAAGAUGGGAAAGACCAGAGAGGGAAAGCACAGGAGGCCCCUAAGGAAAGAGAUGCAUCACACAAGAAGAGAGAGGCCCCCAAGGAGCUGCGCCAGGACCCUCCUGUGCUGCACGUGCUCGGCAGCGGCCUGGUGGCCCUGGAGCCCCUGCUGGCCAGGGAGCCUGUGGUGUCCACUGUGUGCAACUUCGGGGUGGUCCGCACCCUGGAAUCAGACCGGCUGACAUUUGCCAGGGACUCAAAGAAGAUUAAGAAGGGUGCCAAGAAAGAGAAGAUGAAAUCAGCGGCUCGGAUCUUCGAAAGUGGCUACCAGCCUGAGCCACUGACUGUGGAGGUCGAGAUCCAGCUGAGCCAGGUCCGCUCGGUGGAGGAGGCGUGCCCCACGUCAUGGUCAUGGUCAUGGUCACGACGGCCUGGGCGCCUGGUCCCCUGCCAGGACACGGCCGUCGCCCUCACUGGGAGGGACACGGCCCAUGAGCUGCACUUCAGCUGGACCGCUGGCCCUCUGUCCCCACAGCUCUUUAUGGCCGUCGCCUUGCGAAGGGCCCUGAUGUUGGCCCUUUCCUGCCUUGUAGCUGUACCACGUCAUGGUCAUGGUCAUGGUCACGACGGCCUGGGCGCCUGGUCCCCUGCCAGGACACGGCCGUCGCCCUCACUGGGAGGGACACGGCCCAUGAGCUGCACUUCAGCUGGACCGCUGGCCCUCUGUCCCCACAGCUCUUUAUGGCCGUCGCCUUGCGAAGGGCCCUGA